AUGCGCCAGGGGAAGAAGCGGUCGCCCGUGCCGCCAACAUCGACACAGCAGGGGGAGGCACCUGUGGUCCAGCCCCAGCAGGUGGCAGAGACGGUGCCGGACAGCAGCCAGACGGAGGUGGCACCUGCGCGCCGAGGGUCCUUAGCCGCCUGCCGGCCUCCUUCUUUGCUUCGGGAGGACCGCCUGCAUCGGCGGAGCUUGUCAAACCUUGCGGAGGUUGAGGUGCCAACUGACGCCGACCAGCUCCUGAAGGUCCAGGCGCCGAAGCUGGAUUUCCUGGAUGCGCCAGCCUCGCCCAAGCGCUUGAUGCUCACUUCACAGAAGACCUGGGAGGCUGACAAAGGCUCGACGGCAGCGGCUUGA
Symbiodinium sp. CCMP2456 is the source of this 363-nucleotide messenger RNA. NCBI's taxonomy places the organism in Eukaryota, Dinophyceae, Suessiales, Symbiodiniaceae. The record is from the annotation of a GenBank genome assembly.